UCACACUUAAGUUAAGAAUGCCGUGAUAUUUACUGGAAUAGAUAGACUACAAACUUUUUCAUUCCUCAUCUUGAACAAUCGAGCUCGGUUUUCUGUUAAAUUGUGUCAUGCAGACUCUAUGUGAAUGAAAGUCAAAGUUACAGCCUUCAUCGACGGGGAGGAGGAUUACAGGAAAGUGAGCUGAGACUCAUCACUCUCCGUCCAGCCUCCAGGCGCCCUCCACUCUCUGCUGUGCGCUCCUCGGGGCAGGAAAUGGAGAAUAAAAUAAGCGGCAGGAUAAGCACCGUUAGCUCCUCGAUGGCGGAUUCCACUGAUACGAGAGUAAGUGACUUGAUCGAAGCUGUGUAUAGUAAUAAUAAAUUAUCGAAUGACUCACAGCCUCUAACUUGCAUGCCCUCAUCCUUGCGUAAUUUUGGAAACGCUGGCACACUGGUCCAUGGCGCCAACUCCUCUAACGAAGACGCAGCUUUCAAAGACUGUACCAUUCUCGAUGGCUCACACGCUGAAAAGCAUUUUUAUGACCGUGGCAGUGACUUUCUGAAGUGUGACAGUGUUCAGUGGGAAGAUCUGUUGAAUGUUCCGAGGACUAGUGUAGCCACAGAUGAAAGUUUACCAUACGCAAGUAUAAGUCUCUCCACGACAGCUGGUGCUUGUAAGUUCAUCAAAGACGAGCAGGAGCACUCUGUGAUCAUGGGGACCCCCUCUCCAAACUUUGAUCCAUCCACGGAGAUCCCUGCUCUGGACUCCUGCUGUGACAGCGACAGGAAGCAGCAGCUUGGCUUCAGAGAAGGAGACUCGACAAGCUUCGCGCCUGGAGCAGCAGCGGCUCCUCGACAGGGGCUGGGGGGAUCUCCAAACUUUCUGAUCGACCUGAACCAGCCGGAGCAGCUCCCGGCGCUGAGCCAGGGGAGGACAGACUCCAGAUGCAGUCUGCCAGGAAAGACUGCCAUCCAGGUUGAUGGCAACACGCACACGUCCUCACAGAUGACGAUGUUUAAGAGCGAGGUUCCUCGUUGGCAGGUGCAGGCGUCCCCUCCGGAGUCUCAGUACUGGUGCCAGUCUGCAGGGGUGACCGAGGAUCCGUUUACACAUGCAGGCUAUGAUGCUAUCCAGAACCAGGUCCUGACUCAGAGGAACCCUUCACCUUUCAACUCAUUCCCUGGGAUGCCACCUCAGAGGAUUUGUGUGAUCUGUGGUGAUGAGGCGUCUGGUUGUCAUUAUGGAGUGUUAACCUGUGGGAGCUGUAAAGUCUUCUUUAAAAGAGCCGUUGAAGGCCAUCAUAGUUAUCUCUGUGCUGGGCGAAAUGACUGCAUUGUGGACAAAAUCCGGAGGAAAAACUGCCCUGCCUGCCGCCUUCGGAAGUGUUAUCAAGCUGGAAUGAUGCUAGGAGGUAGGAAGCUGAAGCGGUUCGGGGCCUUGAAAGCUUUGGGUCUGCCCCCCUCCCUGAUGUUCCAGUCUCACUUGGCCAUGUCCGGAGACAACCAGACCUUGACCUCCAUGUCUUGCUUACCAGGCGUCCGUGAGGUGCAUCUCUCCCAACAAAUCAUCAAUAUCCUAGAAAACAUCGAACCGGACGUUGUGUACUCCGGUUAUGACAGCUCCCAGGUCAAUGUUCCCCAUCUCCUGCUCAACAGCCUCAACAGGCUGUGUGAGAAACAGCUGAUGUGGAUCGUCAAGUGGUCCAAGUCUCUGCCAGGGUUUCGUAAUCUCCACAUCAACGACCAGAUGACCCUGAUCCAGUACUCGUGGAUGAACCUGAUGGUGUUCUCUCUGGGAUGGCGCUCCUUUCAGAAUGUCACCAGAGAAUAUUUAUACUUUGCUCCUGAUCUGGUUCUCAGUCAGGAGCAAAUGAGGAGAUCUCCGAUUUAUGACCUCUGCCUGGCUAUACAGUUCAUCCCUCAGGAGUUUGCCAAUCUUCAAGUCACCCGGGAGGAGUUUCUCUGCAUGAAAGCACUCAUUUUACUCAACACAGUGCCUCUGGAGGGACUAAAAAGUCAGGCAGCAUUUGAAGAAAUGAGACAAACUUACGUCCGGGAGCUGACCAAGGCUAUCCACAUGAAGGAGAAGGGCCUGGUGGCCAGCUCACAGCGAUUCUACCACCUUACCAAGCUGAUGGACGCUAUGCAUGAUAUAGUCAAGAAGGUCAACCUGUACUGUCUGAGCACCUACAUCCAAGCAGACGCCAUGAAAGUGGAGUUUCCAGAGAUGAUGUCAGAGGUCAUUGCCUCCCAGCUCCCCAAGGUCCUGGCAGGCAUGGUGAGGCCGCUCUUAUUCCACUCCAAGUGAUGAAACAAGCACAGACGUCAGAGCUCUGCAGAGACAUCUUGUUACUGGAUUACUGGCCUUUCAAUUACUGGAUUCCUCAUAGCCUUCACCAUCAUAGUUCAUGUCUGCCAGUCUGCCUCUGAUGGUCUUUAGUCACUUUAUUUUAUCAAGCCUACAACAUGCACAUUUUCAUCUUUUUAGUCUGUUUACUUUUCUGAAUCUAGAGGCAUUAAUCAAUAAAGCUCAUCUGUUCAACUUUGGUGUAGCCACACUUUACCAUCCUCUAACCUUUGUACAGAUGGUACCUAUUAGCUGACACACAGAAGGUAACGAGAACCUUCAACAAUAAAGGUAUGUUUGUACUGUAGCUACAAAAAUACUCACAAAGAAUUCAGAUAACUGGCACCAAUAUUUCAUUCCUACAACCAAAAAAAGAAAGGAGACAAUAAAACCUGAAUCUAUUAAAACUGUUUUCAGGGUAGCAUUCAAGAGACUCACAGUACAUACUGUACUUCAGGGAGGAGAAACUGGGAAGAUGACUAGCUUUAACAAGCAAAAAUAAUCUUACCGUGUGCCUCAUUUGAAACAAAUCAGUGCAUCUCUCUCUACCUAAACAGCACAAUGCCUUAAACGUAUCAUUUUCAUAAUAGAGCAAUUUUUAGGAAAUGAUAUUGGUAUCGGCAUGCAUGUAAUGAUAACCAUCAAUGGCAUACAUAGAACAAAUCUAAGAAGAAAGGGAAUUUUUCAAAAUGUCCCAUAUGACAAAAAAGAUUAAGAAUUGAGAAAUCCUUGUAAAUUCAUAAAUCAGUGUAUACUUGGGGUGUAACGGUUCAGUUUGUGGCUCAGUUUUAGGGUGACAGUUUGGUUUGGGUUUAGUUUGAUGGAGAACCAAACUGCUCCACAAAACAAAUAGUUUCCUAGACUAUUUACAUUUCUAAACAGAGGGGGGCAGUAUGGAGUCUUGAAAUGAGUUAGCAUUUUAGCACCGCAGUUCCAUCAUCUUCACAUCUAUGGGAUUUCUGAAUGAGUUUUCUGUAAGAUGCCCAAAAUAAAGCCUCUGGCAAACACAUUUGGAAGUGUAUUACAUUCACAUGAAAGAAUAAAGCUUUGCUAAUUUUCAGAGUUAGUAACAUCAGUGUCUUGGAAUAACGGGAAAACUUUAGUGAGAAAAAAAAGGCCGUUCUGCUCGUUUUUUCUGCUCUAAGUAAAAAAAAUAAAAAUAAAAAUAAACUGCCAAUAAUCGAUCCAAAAAAUCCCAGUUGAGGCAGAAGCUUUCAUUCACAUGUGAAUGCUACAAUAGAGCAGAAGCUCUCAUGCAGGUUUCAAUGAGGCAUACAUGGUCCAACUGUCUAGUUGGAUCCAGUUUUAUUUCUGUUUGGGUUUGAAACAUUGAUGACACUCAUGUAAAAGUUCAUUUUAGAGGGUGAGUCCAAUUAUCAUCAACUGCAUGCAUGUGAGAGCUUCAGUAUCAGCUGGAAUUUUUGGCAAGAAAAGAGAAAAAGCACAGAAAAACAGAGCAUAAAUGUAUAUAUAUAUAUAUAUAUAUAUAUUUUUUUUUUUACAAGAAUGUAUCUUGUAAUUCCAAGAUAGGGAUACCAGUAUAUAAGCAGAACAGAGCAAGGUUUUAUUUUUUUCAUGUGAAUGCACUGUGCUUCCUAAUUUGGAGGUGAAUAACUGAAAAGCAGAGAAAAAAUAAGUCAGAGUAAGAAGGAAAAAAACAAAACGGUUAAAAAAACCUCGGCACAAGUGAUCUCAGAAUUCCUGAGUUUAAUCACAAUUAAUUUCACCUUGUUACAUUUUGAAAUUCCACUGUUUUGCAGUUUUGUCUUAAACUAAGAGGGACUGACCUCCUGUUUAGUGCAGACCUGCUUUUAUUUUGAAAAAAGGGGCUGUGGGCAGAUUAAAAACAAUGACAUGAACUUAACAAUGGAAAAAUGAGCUUGUUAUGCAUUGAAAAGGAAAUAGGGAACAAUAAAACGGUAAAUGUUUGAUGACAUAAUGUGCAGAUGACUUUUGAUUUAUAUUCCAAAUAAGUUCAUAUUGUCUUCACAAACUAUAAAUUUUUGUUUCCUUAUUGUCAGACAAGUAGUUUUGUUACCCUGACAUGUUUCGACUGCUAAUUUCCUGCAGUGUUCUUCAGAAGAGUCUCGUGAUGUUCGUGAUGC
Molecule: messenger RNA, 4430 nt
Organism: Cheilinus undulatus (humphead wrasse)
Lineage: Eukaryota; Metazoa; Chordata; Actinopteri; Labriformes; Labridae
Gene: pgr
Product: progesterone receptor
Exons: 8
Coding region: 253-2286 (677 amino acids)
Biological process (GO): regulation of DNA-templated transcription
Molecular function (GO): zinc ion binding; DNA-binding transcription factor activity; sequence-specific DNA binding
Source: RefSeq, a predicted model, not a curated record